Paramuricea clavata is the source of this 2923-nucleotide messenger RNA. Lineage: Eukaryota; Metazoa; Cnidaria; Anthozoa; Malacalcyonacea; Plexauridae. The record is from the annotation of a GenBank genome assembly.
AUGUGUGUUUUUUGGCAAAAAAUAACAUCAAAUUAUGGGCAAAAUGGUAGAAAACGUUUUUGCUUUACAGGAUUGGCCUAUGCGUUGCUUGCAUCUCUCUCCCCAAUUGUUGGUUUGUACACGUCUUUCCUUCCUGUUCUUAUUUACUUUGUUCUUGGAACAUCAAGACAUUUAGCUGUAGGUAAGUUGUACUCAUUAUAUUGAUGGUUUUUACAAUUUUUGGUUGAAAUACAUUGUCGAACUGGCUAAACAAAAACACUCUUUACUGUCUGCACUUUAAAGAGAUGAUACUUGCUUCUCUAUACACUAGGACAAAUGAUGGAACUUUCAAACUUAUGGAAAAACCCAUAACCGAACAUUUGAAACACUUUGGAAAUGCAACAGUUUUGACCUAGAGUUCAGUAGACCGUAUGCCGUAACAUUGCCUCGUAAAUAUGUUUUAAAUUUGCAUGUAAUAUCGAUAAACCUUCCCCAAUAAGUAGACCCGGCCCUUUGUACUGUGCUUGUAGUUACUGUGGGAUACUCUGCUUACAUGAGUAUCGAUAAUUUCUGAAGCACUUUGUACGUCAGCUUGAAUUAGUAAAAAAAAGUGCUUAGUGUUCUUAAUAUUUUUUCCAGGAACGUUUGCAAUCAUAUCCACAAUGGUUGGAGAGGUUUGUGACAGAGAGGUUACAAAACAUUUGCCGGGUUCAAUGGGGAAUUUGUCAUUGAAUUCAUCAACUGGGGAUAAUCUAGAUAGCUCAAUGGAUGAUGCGAAGUUGCAAAUUGCUAUAUCAUUGACUCUACUGGUCGGAAUAAUCCAGGUCAGUAUGAAAGCGCCCCCUGUUCAACAAAUUAUAAUGUUCUGAUGUUUGUGAUGUUACUCUGAGUGUAUAUCCACACCGGGCAAGCGUGAAAAAUAUGCCUGGCCACGGUGGGAAUCGAACCUACGACCUUUGGAAUACUAGCCCAAUGCUCUGCCAACUGAGCUACGCGGUCAGGUCGGUUCGAGUAUGUGAUAUUUCGGAACUGAAUCUAGUUCCUUGGAUGUCAAUGCAAUCUAGUGAUCAUGAUUUUUUUUGUGUUGGUGUUAUGUACUCAGGUGAAUAUGAUUAUGUGAUAUUUCAGUUCCGAAAUAUCACAUACUCGAACCGACCUGACCGCGUAGCUCAGUUGACAGAGCAUUGGGCUAGUAUUUCAAAGGUCGUACUGUAGGUUCGAUUCCCACCAUGGCCAGGCAUAUUUUUCAAGCUUGCUCGGUGUGGAUAUACACUCAGAGUAACAUCACAAACAUCGUAUUCACCUGAGUACAUAACACCAACACAGAAAAACUAAAUGUGUAAGAAUAAACAACUUACGUAAUGUAAAUAAUGAUAGUUUAUUAGCUACCCAGACCAUUGUCUGAAAUUAUUAAUAAACAGAACUUUGUGUCUAAAGUAUCGUUGUUGAUCUGUAAAAAUUUAAUUCUUCUGCACUGUUGUAUUACUAAAUAGUAUCCUUUUUCCAGGCUGCGAUGGGCCUCGUACAUCUUGGUUUUAUUACAGUUUAUCUGUCACGACCUCUGGUCAGCGGAUUUACAACUGGAGCAGCUUUUAUUGUUUUUACCAGUCAAGUGAAGUAUUUCUUUGGUAUGAAGCCGCCUAGUUAUGCUGGUGCAUUUGCUUUGCCCAAAGUGAGUUUUGUCGUACUCUGCAUUCCCAAUAUGUUGGGCCAAAUGCCAAUGGCAUUGGCCAAAAUCUUGAGAAAUGGCAGGCCAAAAUAAUUUUGAACAAAAAAUUGUUUAAUUUUAUUUGCUUACCACAUACUGGUAUAGUUAAUUUUCUGCGUUAAUAAUGACUUACGUGGUGGAGAUAUUUUAAAAUACAAUUACUUAACAACCAAUGAAGAACUUAUAACAAGUGAUGCUGGUUCAUAACACUUCCUUUUCACUGUUUAGACGUACAUAUACAUUUUCAAGAAUAUAUCGGAAACGAACGUUGCAGCAUUGCUUACUGGAAUAAUAUGCGUAAUCCUUUUGGCGUUGGUCGACUACUUAAAUAGACGAUACCAAUCUCGUUUACCUUUUCCUAUACCCUCGCAACUUUUGGUCAUUAUAAUUGGUUCAUUUGUCUCACAUCAGGCUAAUCUAAAUUCAGCGUUUGACGUGUCUGUUGUUGGUAGUAUACCUCGAGGACUACCACCAUUCUCUGUGCCUAAGCAUAAAUACUUCACUGACCUAAUCGUUGACGCAUUGUUGAUAUCUAUCGUGGCAGCAACGACUAAUUUGUCCCUUGUUAAAUUAUUCUCCCAAAAACACGAGUACAAAACGGAUAGUAACCAAGAGCUGUUGGCGUACGGGACUGUGAAUAUUAUCAGCUCGUUUUUCUCGAGUUUUGUUUCAUCUGGUUCACUGUCGCGCUCAGUGGUGCAAGAGAGCAUGGGUAAAACACAGAUUGCCAGUUUGAUAUCAAGCUUUGUGAUUCUUCUUGUCUUGUUAUUCAUUGCUCCGCUGUUUGAACCGCUUCCUAAGCCUGUCCUAGCCGCUAUCGUUGUAGUGUCUCUUCGCAAGCUGUUUAUGCAGUUUGAACAGUUGAAGACUAUCGGUAGAAUUUCAAUAAUCGAUGCGAUGGUAUGGCUAAUUUCUUGCUUUGCCGUGAUUCUUCUUGGUAUAGUAAUGGGACUUAAUAUCGGAUUUGGGAUCACAUUGCUCUCGAUUAUACACCGAUCUUCGCACGCGAAGGUGAAAACUUUGGGACAUCUGAGACAAACAGAUCUCUACCGAGACCGCGAACUAUGCUUAGGUACAAAGACUAUCAAGGGAAUUCGAGUAUUACAAUUUCAAGGAGCGUUGAUUUUUGUAAACGCCGAGGAACUUUUGGAUACAAUGGUGGAAAUGAUGCGUGAGAAGUGUCCAGGAAGACAUAAAACUGAUAGCAUAAGUAUCAGUGUUAGUGCAGAACCAGAG